GCAAAGAUGCGUCUGCCGUAUCGGAAUAAGAAGGUCACCCUAUGGGUGCUAUUCGGCAUCAUCGUUGUCACCAUGUUCCUAUUCAAGUUCACCGAACUGAGGCCCACAUGCCUCUUCAAGGUGGAUGCCACCACCAAUGAGCUAUCCUCCCAAAUGGUACGCGUUGAGAAAUACCUCACAGAUGACAAUCAACGCGUUUAUUCAUACAACCGUGAGAUGCCAUUAAUAUUCAUAGGCGGGGUGCCCAGAUCUGGGACGACUUUGAUGCGCGCUAUGUUGGAUGCCCAUCCCGAUGUGCGCUGCGGGCAGGAAACGCGCGUCAUUCCACGCAUCCUCCAAUUGCGCUCCCACUGGCUAAACUCCGAGAAGGAGUCGCUACGGCUGCAGGAGGCCGGCAUCACCAAAGAGGUCAUGAACAGCGCCAUCGCCCAGUUCUGUCUGGAAAUCAUCGCCAAGCACGGCGAACCGGCGCCCCGUUUAUGCAACAAGGAUCCACUGACGCUGAAAAUGGGCUCCUAUGUCAUCGAGCUAUUUCCGAACGCGAAAUUCCUAUUCAUGGUGCGCGACGGCAGGGCGACAGUUCAUUCGAUUAUAUCGCGCAAGGUGACAAUCACCGGGUUCGAUUUGAGCAGCUACCGGCAGUGCAUGAAGAAGUGGAACCACGCCAUCGAGGUGAUGCACGAGCAGUGUCGGGACAUCGGCAAGGACCGCUGCAUGAUGGUCUACUACGAACAAUUAGUCCUGCAUCCAGAGGAAUGGAUGCGUAAGAUCCUUAAAUUCCUGGACGUGCCAUGGAACGAUGCGGUCCUCCAUCACGAGGAGUUUAUCAAUAAACCCAACGGAGUGCCUCUCUCCAAAGUGGAGAGGUCCUCGGACCAGGUGAUCAAACCCGUUAACCUGGAGGCCAUGUCCAAGUGGGUGGGCCAGAUACCCGGCGACGUGGUGCGGGACAUGGCCGACAUCGCGCCCAUGCUGUCCGUGCUCGGCUACGAUCCGUAUGCGAAUCCGCCGGACUAUGGUAAGCCAGAUGCCUGGGUGCAGGACAACACGUCGAAGGUAAAGGCCAAUCGAAUGCUGUGGGAAAAUAAGGCCAAACAAGUGCUGCAAAUGUCGAGUGAGGACAACGACAAUUUUAACAAUAUUAUCAACAAUAGCAACAAUAAGGAUAGCAACAAUAAUCAGUACAAUAUCAAUAAAAUUUUACCAGAACAGCAACAGCAACAUCAACAAAAGCAGCAACAUUUGCAACGUCAACGGGAAACAGAAGGAGAGGGCGAAGGCGAUGGUGACGGCGACGGCAACGAUGAAGGAGAACAUCAUGGAAGGAUACGGGAAAGGCAACCGGAACCGGAACGAGAACAACAAUUGUUGCAUCAAAAGCCGAAGGAUGUCAUUACGAUAAAGCAGCUGCCAUUACAGAGCAGCAUAAACGGGAAGAGCAGAAGCAACAAUAAUGCCAAGAACAAGAAUGGCCCACUGGCGGAUACAUGAUAUCCGCAUAUACC
Drosophila bipectinata is the source of this 1505-nucleotide messenger RNA. RefSeq names its product tyrosylprotein sulfotransferase (gene Tpst). NCBI's taxonomy places the organism in Eukaryota, Metazoa, Arthropoda, Insecta, Diptera, Drosophilidae. Gene Ontology annotation, molecular function: protein-tyrosine sulfotransferase activity. Gene Ontology annotation, cellular component: Golgi apparatus. Gene Ontology annotation, biological process: peptidyl-tyrosine sulfation. The record is from RefSeq and is a predicted model, not a curated record.